CACUACCCGUCCGGACGACUGACAGCUGCUGAGGAAGCAUUCAACACCAAGCUUGAGCAAAUACGGGUAGUGGGCACUUAAAGGGAGGUGGCAGAUACUGAUGAAACGGACUGAAGUGCAUUAGUUUGUUAACAAAAUUGCCACUGCCUGCUGUAUCCUCCACAAACUUGUCAACAACAAAAUGAGGUGUUCAGGAAUCAUGGCUGCCUGUGAGACAGAUGGGAAAGAUUACCAGUGUUGCCAAGUCUCACGAGAAAAAAAGCGUCACUGCCUUUCAGAACAAGCGCAACCCAUGUUGAGUGGGUGUUUAUGCAAAUUUCAACCUGCGACUCUCAAAAAACAAGCCCAAUGCUGCUUAUUAUAAGCGGACUUGGCAACUGUGAAGGUUACCUCAGCCACCAGGUUCAAUUGGAGGCUCGUGCUGUCAGAGAUUCUGUCCUUUCUUUUAAGUUGUGUUGGAUUUACUGUUGUGUUAAAUAUUAAUGAUGCAAACAAAUAAAACACAAUCAAUAAGUUCAUUUGCAAUUUUAUUUGAUCAGUUCUGAGAGGGCAUCAGCAACUUGUUGGAUGUUGUCACGCUGCUUUUGGGUGAUUGAGCUGGCUCAUGACAUCCAGUUCACCAACUAUAUUUAUUAAUGUGGAUGGCAGACACGCGUUGUCUUUGGCUGGGAUCCAAAAAAAGGACAGGAAUUAAUUCAGUUAGACAUUUAAGCAGCUCAUUGCGCUUCGUGUUUAACUUUAGUGUAGUUUUUACAGCGAGGGUAUUCUCAAACAGCUGCUUUAAUACUAUAACAAGGGCAUAAUGCAGUUCACGGUAAGUGGUUUUAUACAGAACUGUAAACCCACAAGAGAUACAAUAUAACAGUCCAGACACAGCAAAAAAACAAUAAUAAUAAAAAAAAGCAUUAUCAUUAAGGUGAACUACACCACUGCUAACCAUAAAAUUGCCCAUUAGCCACUUACUAUCUUGGAAUCCACAGUAACUGACCUGCUCCCUUGCAAUAUUUAUAUUUAAGGAUAAACAAGUUCAUUAACAUUUACACGUGUGUUUCGUCAUUUACACGAGUAAAUGAGAUUUACCCUAUCUCUCUCUUUGGCCGUUUUUUUCGGCCACAAACUUGAUUUACCCGAAAUAAUUCUCCCAAACGUGCACACGCAUCGCCAUUUCACAUGUAAAUUGACCCACAUGGAAACCCCAUGAUUGUGAUCUCAGAGUGCAGUUUGGAAGAUAUGGGGUCAGUAACUCUUGAAAAUAACUAGGAGGAGUUAAUCCACUCAGGGCCUUGUAAGUUAACAGCAAAAUAUUUAAAUCAAUUAUAUACUGCACAAUUAAACCCUUGUUAAAAAAAAAAAAAAAAAAAAAAAAUGCUCAACAUAAAAAAGAACAAUCCUACUACAGUAGCAGGCACAAUUUACUCUGCUUCAGGGUUUCUGAUCGCAUCAGAUGAAUUACAGGUUUUUUGAAUCGUUUGAUGGAAAUGACCGAUGUCACAGACGCUUCUGGCACGUCCCUUUUGUGCUAUAAGUCAUUAGAUCCUUUUGCAUGGAAGGCCUCGGUUGCAAGGGUGUGCGGUUCUUUGAUGGACCCAGAUUCAGUUAAAAUGUUUUUAUCCACUAAUGAUGGGAAUGGGAAUGUAGAGAUGGGAGCCCAGCUAACAAGAUUUUUGCAGGUAUCAGGCUUUUAAAGACUGUCACCCACACCUGUGAGCAGAAACUGACCCAAGACUGUCACAGCUACUGGAAGCAGGCCGAUCUGAGCCUGGCGCAGAGAUUGAAUCCUGUUGGGAACGUGCUGAAUUAUUGGAUGAUUUAAACUAACCUGUAUUGAUUGAAAUAAUAUGAUAUACUCUUUGUCAAUAGUUAUAAUAAUACUGUAUAUGUUCCUUUCAUAAAGAUCUGUAUACUCAGUAGAAAACAAUGGAUAGAUGUUGUGUGCAGUCUAUGAAAGCACCUGCUGGAAGGAGUCAAACUUGGCAGGCUCUUAUCAUAAGGCCUUGUUAACGCAUUCCAGUUUUAUGAGAAAAAGUAGCCAAUUUCUUUCAUUACUUUCCUUUCGUUACUUUCGGAUAACAGAAGGUAGGAGUAUUAGAAAAUGCUUACAGUAGUGUUUCAACUAAUCAACACCAAAAAUUGGCAAAAGGCUAGGAUUAAAACCUGCUUCAACUGGAUUUUGUAUGAACUGAGAAAGGAGUCAGACUUAAUUCAGUACAAUAAUAUUAGCAACUGUUAUACUGAAGUGACUGAAUUAGAAAUACAUGUUUUAAAAUCAUUUAAAGUUAAGCUGUUAUACAAAUAACAUUAUUAUUGUUGAAAGAACAUAUUACAGUUAAAAACGAAAGAAAUUCAGUACUAACUGACACUGUCAGCAUAUUGUAAUAAUUGUACUGUGUUUUAAAGAAUAUAAAACCAGCAUAAAUAAUAUUGCAGCAAAUUAUGAACAGGUUACAAUGAUUUGAACAAAGAAAACUGAACAAGUGUUAAUGUCAGAAAAAAGCUUGUCUAUGUGCCUUUGUUAUUAGUGCACAUACACUCGUGGAAGCCUGUAACCUUGAAAGGAGGCUAGGUAUUACAAAUUAGUAAAAACAAAAGGGUAACCCUUUUUAGACAGAACAAUAUUUUAAACUAAAAAACAAAACAACUUAUUUGAUUGUGUUGUUACUAAGCAUAGAGGUUUUAAAAAAAUGUAUUCUGAUUUAAUAAUAGAGUGACAAAACUCCCUGAAGAAAAAUAAUAUGUUUUAAGUAUUUUGAUCUAAUAAGAAACAUAAUAUUUAAACUAACAAGUGUUUUUGCUUGUUAAGGCUCUACUGUAAUACAAAUAGACUGUAAAAGCAAUAAAAAACAGGAACUGUUAGGUUGGAAUAUUAGACAAAUAAAGUGUAAACUCUAUUAAAUCAUUUUAGUACACAAUAAAUCUACAGAAAAAUAGCCUUGCCCUUAUCUGCUUGCAAGCAGAGCGGUGCUAGAUAUGGAAGGUUCUUUUUGGCAGUCAAAGUGAGAUUUACCUGUAGUUCACAGUUUUGAAUCCAAGGUCUUUCUAUAAUAAGAAAACCUUGUAGUAGAAGGGAGCAUUCCACAAAUUAGGGGAGUUGUGUCCAGUCACAGUUCUUAUCAAAUAAGUAGCGACUUUCGUUAGGAGAAAACUGAUUUCAUGCGGUGAAUUUUGAGAAGUGCUUACAAUGGUGUUUCAUAUUAAUCAAAACAUAAUCUUGGCAAGAAAACAGGGUGUCUGAAUCCAGCUUGUGCAGGCAACUUUUAGAAACAGAGAGAGAGGUCAGGCAUAGUCCGAGAAUGGCACAGUUAAAUAAGGCUAUUAUACUUAACAUGUUUAUUAUAGCUUAAAUUUAAAUUAAACUAAUUGAAUUGACCACUGUAUGCUUAUUCAAAGGCAGUCUUUGUCCCAUACUUUGUUAACACAUAUUUGUAUAUGAAGUUAAACUGACCCAUUGACAACACACUGAAACGGUAACAUAAUAUGCAGCUAGGAGGAACAUAUAUUUUGGACUCAGCUAAAUACAAUCAAAUAGAGCUGGUGUUACAUAUUAAAAACAUCUCUCAUAUAUACACAUAUACUUGUAUUAUAUUAUAGCAAGGAUUCUGUGAACUUUGGUCCACCUGACUUUUUAGAAAAAGGAGGAGUUGGAAAAAGAGAGCGAUGAAAUCAUAUUCCAAUAUUUUUUGGCAAGAGGUUGUAUCCAAUCAGUUUUGAAAAAGGAGUUGACCAGAUCCUUCUAGAAUGUAUAAUUAACUUAAAGAUAAGAAAUGUCAAGGCUGAGUGAUGAUUAGAUUUACUUGGGACUUCUGAUGUAUUCAGUAGAGGGAAAAUCCUAUAAAAACCAAGGUAAAACCCCAGUCAAGUAUCGCUCAACUUGCUAACUACAAGCUGAUGUGAUCCAUGCUCUGAGGAUCUCUGAAAAACGGAUUGCUGUUUGGUCAUAUUCACAAGUCUCUGUCUUUUGAAAAUCCAUUUCUUGUGUCCUGGGUCCUGCUUUUAAAGGGGCAACGAACGACCUCUGUGAUCUCAAUAAGGAAUGGCAAGACCUCUUUAUCCACUUGUUUUCAACAUGGGCCUCAAAUGAGAAGUUUUUUUUUCACCUGCCUUGUCUUUUUCCAGCAGAACUGGGAUCCCAUUGGGGAAAAGGAGACUUCAAUAUACAUCAAUGUUUAAAAGUCAUCAAAUUCCAAUAUAACCUACAACUGGGGAACCAAUUCAACAGGCCUUUUAAAUACUAUAUUCGCUGCUCUUCACCAAGUCUUAUUUUUUUUCUAUCAUUUUUUUUUACUGCUCAUAGUACCCUUGUUAUAUUCAGCACUAACCAAAAAGAAAGGUGUUUUUUUUAGUGAUUAGUGGGAUAACUGGGUUCAGAUCCAUAGGUGAAAACACUUAUAGUAAUAAAUGGAUUGUCCCUAAGUGAAAGUAAAAAUAAUAACAUGGAAUAUGAAGAAACAUGCAAAUGUAUUAUUGUUCACAUUUAGGCUGUCUACAUAGUGCAUUAGUUGUGUGCUGUCAAAUAGACAUAAGGAAAUGGAUGAAUCAUCAACAAACCACCCCCUUCCACCUGUCUCGCCCACAGUGGAAAUCUACAGUUCAGCUUCCACAGCUCUGUCUGAUUAGCCUCAUGCAGGGAUGAAGGGUGUGCAAAUAGAAGUUAAAUAGCUUUUUACUUUAGUACCUGCCAAGCGUGAGUUUGCUUUCUGCAACAUAACACAAAUAGCAAGCAUUUGUAUUACAGAGAACUCAAAUUAGAAUCCACCCUCAACAGUACUUAAAGCACAUAACACACCCUUUUCACUUAUAAUAAAGAUUCGAUUUUGUUUUAUGUUUCUUCCUUUGAUGAUAAUCGUCAGAAAAGCGCCAGUAGAACGACGGGAGCUGUGUAAUUUGUGAGUGACAAGAACCACAUGCCAUGUUAACUGGAGCUCCUGGAGGGGGGUUGUUUUCCUUGAACUAGCUAAUGAAACAUGACACGGACACAGAGCUACAAGAGCAUGAAGCUGAUACACGUUUAUGAGUGUAUGGUAAUGAUAUACACAUAAAAUGACACACACAUUUAAGAGGUGUGACCGCAGUGUUUGGAGUAGCUGGGUUAAAGAUUACACAUGAGAAAUGUUAAGGUAAGAGAAGGUCCCUCAGUAGUUUUAUCUUCUUCUAGUCAUUGGUAGUGUUUGUGCUAACCACUUAGAACUAGAACAGAUACUUAUAAAUAAUGCAUCACUUGUUUGCAGUUACAAAAUCCAAAAAUCCAAAAGCACACAAAAAAAAACAGUAAAAGAAAAAAAAAGAUAUGGGUUAAAAAACAGAGGUAUAAUAUAUAUAUAUAUUUUUAUAAAGCAUGAUGUGGAUCACUUACAUCAUCCAUUUCUUUAUAUAAGUUUAGUAAAUGUCAAUCAAACUGUAUCAUUAAAUAACUACAUAACUUUACUUUUUAUAAACCCUAUAUUUAUAACAAAUUAACACCUCUCUCUUUUUCUAUAUCAUGACAUUUGUAUUUGGAAAUUUGAUUUUUAGCAUGCUGUAACUAUAAAGAAAGCUAAAUCAGGAAAUGUAUUUUACAAAAUUAUCUCUCAUUACCAGUCAGGGUAUUACUAGGACCUGUCAUGUGAAUCAAUAUAGAUUAGAAUGAUCCUCCCCAGAUACACUUUCAUUUUCCUCAGGUUUGCAAUGGAACAUUACUGUAAAUCAUGUGUGAUUUAUGCUGACUUCCAUUGAUUCAGCAUCAUAAAGAGGCAUUUAUUGGAAAGUGUUACAUGUAAGUUGUUACUUUGGAUUAUGUAAGGAUUUAUAGGUACAAUGACAAAGACAAAGGGUUUUGUUUUAAAAUUGAGUUUUUGACCCAAUGAAAAACAGGUCAUGAUACAAAGUUACAUUCUCCAUGAUUGUAUUGAUUUUAAUCCACAGUUUAACGGGUAACACUUUAUAUUAAUGUCUCUAACUACACUGUAAGUGCAUUCUAAUUGUGUGUGUAGUUACAUAGUAAUUACACUAUAAAACAUAAAACCUUGUGGUAAUAUACACUGUAAUAUACAUUUUUUUAAUCAUUAUUUGUACUUAUUAUAGCAUUGCAACUACACAACCUUAUGGGUAAUUAUGGGGUUAUUUCAGUGUAGUUACAGUGUAGUAAGAGAACUUUACAUAAAGUGUUACCAAAAGUUAUAUACUAGACAUAAAAUGUGUGGGUUUCUUUUUUCCCUGUCAUUUUCUAUAGGGUGUCAGGGGUCAAGCCUUCCCAGAGGCCCACACUAAUAACAUCACUGCUCAAACAGCUGGACUAAAAUAAUCUUUCUCUGAUACUCACAAGAGCAGGAUCUACAGUAUUUGCCAAUCAGCAUAGUCUAAACUUUAUAAACAACAAAAGCAACUCUGUAAUUCAGUCAGUUAUUAAACAGUGUUAGUCAAACAAUAAUUUUGCCUAAGAGCAAUAUGUUCCUGUAAAAAUCCAUUUGAGAGGAUAGAAUUGCUUUGCAUUGCAGAAGCGUGCAUUGGAUUGCUUUUGGUAUAUGAGUAUACGGUGUCUGUAAUCAAGAUUGGAUUUUGACUUGACAAAUGGAUUUCUCAUUCCUGAUCACUUCAAUUGGAGGUCCUGUAAUUAUGUGUGAACCUGCGUGUGUGUGAGGGGCAGGUCACAAAUCUACUUGUGCAAGCUGAUCAAGAUAUCCUGUCUCUCUUUAUCUUAUUGUUAACAGCCAGUCAGCUCUCGUGAUUUCCAGAAAUGGGCUCUUAUAGAUCUUUGCCCACAACUUGUUGCAGACAUACAGAAGGCUCAGCACAAUCAAAUGAGCAAGCAGGAUUCAGGAGUGGAUUUAGCACAAUGGAUCAUCUUCAAGUUGUACGACAAGUGAUUCAAACCAGCAACGAGUACGAACUACCACUUUGCUUGGGAUUCAUUGACUAUGAAAAAGCCUUUGACUCUGUUUACACAAGAUCUGUAUUAAGCUCUCUGAAAAAACAAGGAAUUGAGAAAACAUACAGAGACUUGAUCAGCACCAUAUACAAGAAUGCAACAUUCACAGUAAGACUCCAUAAAAACAGCCACAAAAUCAAGAUUGAAAAAGGUGUUCAUCAAGGAGAUACAAUUUCCCCAAAGCUCUUCACGGCCACCAUAGAAGACAUUUUCAAAACACUGGACUGGGAAAAUAAGGGGCUGAAAAUCAAUGGAGCCUACUUGAAUCACUUACGAUUUGCUGACGACAUCCUCAUAUUCACAACGUGCCCAGAAGAAUUACAUACAAGAAUACAAGAACUACAUGAGGCUAGCAUCAAAGUGGUUUUGAAAAUGAACCUGAAGAAGACUUAAGUCAUGUUUAAUAAAUAUACCACUACACAGGCAAGUGAAGUCAAUGGGAUCAAGCUUGAAGAAGUCAAUAACUAUGUAUACUUAGGACAGUUUCAGCAAUGGAGAAGCAAAUGUGCGAAACCAGCAGAAGAGCAAAAAUGGGCUGGAGUGCCUUUGGAAGAUUAAGCAUGGUUCUGAAAGGGAAACUACCCUUAUGCCUCAAGAGGAAAGUCUUCGAGCAAUGCAUGCUGCCGGUGCUAACUUACGGAUGCGAAACCUGGACCCUCAAUGCAAAAAUGACUCAAAAAUUCUAAAUGACUUAAUGGAAUAUGGAAAGAUGCAUGCUGGGAAUAACAAGAAGCGACAAGAAAAGGAAGGAAUGGAUAAGAGUGCAAACAAAAAUAUGCAAUAUUAUUAUAAGAGUGAAAAAACUUAAAUGGCAGUAGGUAAGACAUGUAGCAAUAAGAAAAGACCAUCGCUGGACCAAGGAGAUACUAGACUGGAUCCCAAGAGAUAUAAAGCAACCAAGAAAGAACUUCCAGGAAGAUGGCAAGUUGAAAUUAGGAAACACGCCGAAGCAACAUGGAUGAGGGACGCAGCAGACAGGCUUUUGUGGAAGAAUCUUGGGGCUGAAUAUUAUAUAUUUAUAUAUAUAUAUUCCAAAAUAAUAAUGUGCCAACAAAGGGCAUCUGAAUUGCUUAAAAUAGACCCACCAGACUGCAGAACCUUGACUCAGCCUCUUAAUGGUGUGGUCUGACCCAGCAGAUUGGCAGUCAAACACUGAAAGAUGCGGAAUUGAUGAAGAAGAACUCUGGGCAACAGAGUAACCAGAUCUGGUCUCUCUUAAUUUUUGUUUUUGGUGUUGUUAUUGUUGCAAAAGAUAGACUGUUAGCUGUUGUAGCAGGUCGAAUUUGGGUAAUGUCCUUGUCUUAAUAAAGCUGCAACAUGUGAGUCUAAAGGCAUGACAGCCUCCUUCUGCUUCAUUCUGUUGAGUCAGGGGGAUUAGCAAUCAAAAAUGAUAACCUCAAAUACACACUAAUUCUUUUAAUUUUAAUUAAAGAUCCCAUACAAAUUAACGCUAACUAACUGCAUCCUAUACAGUACCUUCAAACACUUGCUAGCAUGUGUAGUGAGUGAUUUGGGUAUUGAGUAGCUGCAGUUUUCUCCCACACUGUUACUGCUUGUCAGUGCCAGAUUCCUUAUUCAGCAGUUUGUCUGUGUGGUUUGUCCGUGUGAUGACCUAUCUAUCACAGAAACAGUUUAACAUAGAUCUGGAAACUCAUUAUAUUCUUAUCACAUCUCCUCACUGUCCACGGAUCAAUUUCAGGGCACUAGAGAUCGGAGGAUAGUAUCUUAAGAUCUUCUCUUAUCUGGUGCAAUAACUCAGUUACAGAAGAACACAAGCCCUCAUUUAAAUUCAUUUUACCAGGAAAAAUAUCUCAAUACUGUACAGGCAGCAAUUUCCAGUGAUUGAAACAAGUUAGAACAAACAUAGCACACAAUAAAAUACGAUUACAAUAUAAAACAGGUGUCGCAUGUUUGAGUUUAGUUUUCUGUCCUAAGGUUGUUUGGUGACCCACCUUGGUUUACACUUGAGUACCUCAAUAAUAAUAAUAAUAAUAAUAAUAAUAAUAAUAAUAAUAAUAAUAAUAAUAAUAGUGUACCUCUUUUAGUCAUUGUCACCCUAAACUGGAUAGUUCACGUAAUAUUAUUUGGGAUCUGCAGAAUUCAAAUAAAGCAACGGUCAACAUCAUAUUCCAUUGUGCAGCUUAACAGUUGUAUAGGUUUUGUGUGUAUAUUACCCCUUGUUUCUUCCUUUCUUUUAAAACUCAUCAAAGAAACUUUCAGAGACUUAGCUUUGGAUUCCAGACCUCAACCUUGAGCUGAUGGCGUGUAAUGACAGCAGCAUGGCAGUUUUGAGGAGCCUGCUCCUAAGCAUUGCUGUGGCUAUUGUGGGAGUCUUUGCAGUUCAUGAGGAAGGAGGGCAGAUUCUGAAGACCAUCAGAGUAAAGAGGGACACAGCUGAAGCUGAGGGUCGCUUUGUCAACCAGAGCUUGAAGGAGCAGCCUGUAGUUUUCAACCACGUGUACAACAUCAACGUUCCCCUGGAGUCCCUCUGUGCUGUCAACCUGGAGUCCUCCCCCAGUCGUGUGGUGAAGGUGGAGGAGCAGGAGGGGGCCUCGCAGUACACCGAGCAGACAGCAGACCAGGAGAGCCAGGUCACCUUUACCCACCAAAUCAACAUCCCCAAGCAGGCCUGUGUCUGCCCUAGCUCAUCCACCAUGCAGGACCUGGCCAUCCGCAUUGAGGUGCUUGAGAGGGAGGUGUCCUUGCUGAGGCAGCACUGCAGCUCCAAUUGCUGUGGAGAGAGUGCAGCAACAGGUCGACUGGAUUAUGUCCCACACUGUGGAGGGCACGGCAACUUCAGCAUGGAUAUCUGCGGCUGCGUUUGUGAGGAGGGCUGGACCGGCAAGAACUGCUCUGAGUCGCGGUGUGCAGGAGACUGCUCGGGCCGGGGGUUGUGUCUGGAGGGGGAGUGUGUCUGUGACGGAGAUUUCACGGGGGAUGACUGCUCCGAGACGCUCUGUCCUGGGGACUGCAGCGACAGAGGGCUCUGCAUCGAUGGAGAGUGUGUCUGUGAGGAGGCCUACACUGGGGAGGACUGCUCUGAAGCCCGCUGUCUCAACAACUGCUCUGACCGGGGCACCUGCAUCAACGGGACCUGCCAGUGCCAGCAGGGCAGCAUGGGUGAAGACUGUUCGCAGCUGAUCUGUCUUAAUGACUGUAGCCAGAAAGGGAGCUGCAAGCAGGGCAUCUGUGCUUGUGAGGAAGGUUAUGUAGGCGACGAUUGCUCAUCAGUCACUCCGCCUAUAAAGCUCCGUGUGGUGGGAGUCACUGAACGGACCAUUGAUCUGCAGUGGGAAGUCCCCCUUGUGGUGACAGAGCAUCUUAUCACCUAUGUGCCAACUAGACCUGGGGGUGCCCAGCUGGAGCUGAGUGUGCCAGGAAACUGGACAAGCUCCACCAUCAGCGAGCUGGAGCCUGGCAUUGAAUACAACAUCAAUGUCUACGCUAUUCUCAACAAGUCGCUUAGUGUGCCAGUCAACGCCCAGGUCUCCACAUAUCUCUCCACUCCAGAGGGGUUACUUUUCAAAUCCAUCACUGAGACAUCGGUAGAAGUACAGUGGGAGCCAUUCUCCUACUCGUUUGAUGGCUGGGAAAUCAGCUUCAUUCCAAAGGACAAUGAAGGUGGAAUGAUUGCUCAGCUGCCCGGAUCCAUUACCUCCUUCAACCAGACAGGCCUAAAGCCAGGGGAAGAGUACACUGUCAGUGUGGUGGCACUGAAGGACCAAGCCAGGAGCCCACCAGUGUCAGCAACCGUGUCAACCUUGAUUGACAGCCCAAGCCAACUGACCAUUCGGGACGUCUCAGACACAGUGGCCUUUGUGGAGUGGACCCCUCCCAAGGCUAAGGUUGAUCAGAUUGUGCUGAGGUACGGGCUGGUCGAUGGGGAGGUACCUGGAACGACCUUCAGACUACAGCCCACCCUCAGCCAGUACUCCCUGCAAGUCUUGCGGCCAGGGUCGCGCUACGAGGUUUCAGUGGCCGGUGUCCGCAAUUGGAACGAGAGUGACUCUGUUUCAGCUGAAUUCACAACUGAAAUCGAUGCUCCAAAGAACCUGCAAGUGGUCUCCAAGAGUUCUGGGACUCUGGAACUGGAGUGGGACAACAGCAAGGCUGAGGUGGAGAGUUACAAAGUGGUAUACAGCACACUGUCUGGAGACCAGUAUCAUGAGGUCAUUGUGCCAAGGAAUGACGGGCUCACCACUAGGGCUACACUGACAGAUCUGGUGCCAGGUACAGAGUAUGGCAUUGGGAUAUCAGCAACUUUGGGCAGCAAUCAAAGUGCUCCAGCAACCAUGAAUGCCAGAACUGGUCUUGAUUGCCCCACGGAUUUGACGGUGACAGCCUCCACAGACAAUACCAUCUCCCUGCUCUGGGGGAAGGUCCAAGGCCCCAUCAACCACUACAGAGUGACUUACACUACAUCCACUGGUGUGGUGUCUGAAGUGACUGUCCCCAAGGAUGUGUCUAUGGUCACUUUGACUGACCUGGAGCCUGGGACAGAGUACACCAUAUCGGUGACAGCACAGAGAGGCCGGCAGCAGAGUGUUGCUGCUAUCAUUGAUGCAUUCACAGGAUUCCGGCCCGUCACACAACUGUACUUCUCCGACAUCACUUCCUCCACAGUGACGGUGGCCUGGAGUGCUCCUGCCCCACCAGCCGACAUGUUUAUCCUUAACUACAACCCACAGGACCAAGACAAUACCCUGCAAGUCACCCUGGAUGGCUCUAAGACACAAGCAACCCUCGCUGGCCUGCUGCCCUCCACAGAGUAUAUUGUUACUCUUGUCACCAUACAAGGGACUAUAACGUUUGAACCUGUAGUGGGUUCAAUAACCACAGGGAUGGACCCUCCGAGGGAAAUAACUGUAUCCAAUGUCACUGAAGACUCUGUGACGGUGUCCUGGGUCCCCCCAAUAGCACCAUUUGAUUACUACAAGAUGUCCUACCAGACAGCUCAAGGGAGAGUGGACAGCGUGGUGAUUGACAAUCACGUGACUGACUACACCCUGAGCAACCUGAAGCCAGCCACGGAGUACGAGAUCAACCUGAAUGCAGUGAGGGGGGGCCUGGAGAGCGAGCUCAUCAGUAGCACUGUGCACACAGCUAUGGACAGCCCUCUAGGAUUGGUUGCUAUGAACGUCACUGCGACCGAAGCUGUUCUUCAGUGGCAACAGCCCCUCUCCAGUGUGGACAACUACGUUCUGAUUCUGACACAUUACCAGGCAGCAGCUGAUACCAUACUGGUAGAUGGCACCAGUCAGGAGUACAAGCUUACCAAUCUCAUGCCAAGCACUAGCUAUUCCGCCACCAUGUAUGUUACUAAGGGACCACUCACCAGUGGCACUAUCAAUGCCAACUUUAUAACACCUAUGGAUGCGCCUCAGAACCUGACAGCCAGCGAGACCACCCACAGGAGUGCCCUCAUCUCCUGGCAGCCACCCAUUGCAGAUAUUGACAACUACCUGCUCACAUACAAGUCCGGGGACGGCAGCAAGAAGGAGUUGAUCCUGGAUGCUGAAGAUACGUGGAUCCGGCUGGAGGGUCUCUCUGAAACUACUAAUUACACUGUGAGGCUGCAGAGUGCUCGGGGAUCAGAGACCAGUGCCAUUGUCUCUACUGUCUUCUCCACUGGAAAUCGUCUGUUUGCCAUCCCUCAGAACUGCGCCCAGCAUCUCCUGAACGGAGAGACUCUGAGUGGGGUUUACACCAUUUAUGUGAACAGGGAUCCAAGCCAAGGAAUGCAGGUGUACUGCGAUAUGACCACAGAUGGCGGGGGAUGGAUUGUAUUCCAAAGGCGGCAAAACGGUCUGACAGAUUUCUCUAGGAGGUGGAGUGAUUACAGAGUUGGCUUUGGCAAUAUGGAGGAUGAGUUCUGGCUUGGGCUGGACAAUAUUCACAGGGUUUCUUCCCAGGGUCGUUACGAGCUUCGCAUUGAUAUGCGGGAUGGACAAGAGUCGGUGUAUGCCAGCUAUGAUAAAUUUUUCAUUGGAGAUGCACGGAAUCUUUACAAGCUCAGAAUAGGGGAGUACAAUGGAACUGCAGGGGACUCACUGAGUUAUCACCAGGGCCGCCCUUUCUCCACCAAGGACAGAGACAAUGACAUUGCCGUCACAAACUGUGCCUUGUCAUACAAGGGAGCAUGGUGGUACAAGAACUGCCACCGAGCCAACCUGAACGGCAAAUAUGGAGAGUCCAGACACAGUCAGGGGAUAAACUGGUAUCACUGGAAAGGCCAUGAGUUCUCCAUUCCCUUCAUUGAGAUGAAGAUGCGGCCAUACAACUAUCGCAAUAUCAACGGGAAAAGAAGGAGGUCCACAAAGCUAUAAUCACUGCAAACCCCUUAGCUCUACCUAUUUCUAAGCAGGGGAAAAAUGAAAGUAGUUCUGUGAUAAGAAAGAAAAAAAAAAUAGUCACAUGGUCGUACAGAAAGGCUCACAUGCACAUAAGGGGAACUGAACCAAGUUUUCAACGACAUCAAGUGUUUUAUUGUGUGCCUGUCUUCACAAUAUAUCAGGGUGCCUAUAGAUGACUUGUACAGCAAGUACAUGUGUAUUAAUCAUAGCGAGGCACAGUGGUUAUUGGGGGAGUUGCCUAUAUAAUAUCGCCCCUAAACCCAUAGUGAUUUCUAAAAAGAGUCAUUAACAUUGCUUUAUGCACUGUAUCUUUUCUUUUCUUGAUAAUUUAAAUAUUAUGUUCAUAAAAAAAGUUCUCAGCAUUUGCAUUGGUUUUUAGUGUUUUAUUUGUGAUUGAUUAAACCAUCAAUGUAUUGUACAAAAUAACAAUAAUACUAACUGAAUACCACAUUAUUACAGCAACCAAUCUAUAGUAGCAUCAUUGUUUGAAGAAUGGGGAGAGGGAAGCUGUAAGUAUAAGAAAUAGCCCUACUUGUAGUAAGGAUGCUUUGGCUUAUAAAUACACAGGUACAUUUGUUCAAACAAAAAAAAAAGUAAAGCCAGUCAAUUGAAAGUUCCAUUUUAUCUGUAUAGUUGUAUAACUAUGUGAACCUUCUGAUAUUUGUUUUGUUUUCAUAUUUCAUAAUUUUUAAGUGAGGUUUUCAAGUAGACAUCAUAUACACACAAUAACUAUAGAGCACUGCCCCCUCACAACUGGAUUUGGAAGCCUUGAGAUUUUCCACCCUGGGGUUGGUUGAAAACAAAGGUUCAUUUCCCCUUUCGAACGUUCUUUUCUGUUUUCAAUUUAUUUUUUAUACUUUUAUUUGCAUGGUGACCAUUGGCACGAAACCAAAGAUUUGCAAUCGAAACAACAAGGACAAAUAACACAGUGUCAAAAAUGCCAUGAACAUUAAAAAAAUAUGUUUUGGUAGAUAGCCAGGGGACCAGCCGGCUGAUGCAGCAUUACAGUAGACUAGUGUAAAAAUGAAUUGGCUUGAAGCUAAAUCUGCUCAAUUGUGAAAUUAGAAAUGAAAUGAGGUCAGUUGAGGGAAUUUUAAUUGGCUAAUGAAUAUUAAAUAGGACAUAACUGGAAAAACAAACACAUUGCUUGUUAUCACUAACUUCAUUUGGCCAUUUUAGCUUUUAGGACAAUGAAAAAUGACCAAAAGCUUAUGCUUUGGUACCUAAUUUAUGCGUAAAAUUAUGUAUAUUUUCACAAUUUGUGGUCUCUCUAGUUUCUAUAUUUCCCAACAGGGGGAAGAAUAAGAACUUUGUCCCCCAAAACAGUGCCUGCUCAUGGUUUGUACCCUAAGCACUCUGGCUCACCAAUGCAACAUUCACUGUCUCCGCUUCUUCACACUCUCUCCCUUCCCCUUGUCCUAUUCUUUAAGGAUGAGGAGGAACCCUCCAAUGUGAAUAACGUGAUCAAGACUUUUUAGGAAAAACCCACUUCUUAUUCCAUGUGGACCAAUAACCUUUCUGUAUCCUAACACUGAAAUAUUUGGUCUCCCGUCACUUAAGGUUAAUGAUUAUAAACUACAUCUUAAGGAUGGGUGAUUUCCUUGUACUGUAUUUUAUUACUUUUUAUUGUUGAUGUUUAUUGUUUUGCUUACAUAGUUGAAAUAAGCUUUUAUUCACUUGAUGGAACAUAUUCAUAUAGCAUUAACAUGUCAGUAAAUACAUGGCAAUCCUAUGCAUUUUCUUUCACACGUAUGCUUCAUGGACACUGUUCUAUGUACUGUAAGAGUAGUCAGAAUGUUGUUACAAGUGUAAGGAAUGUUCUUUAUUGAUGCCAUUUAGACAGCAAAUCAACAGCAAAUCAACAUUCCACACAAAGUCUUUAUUGUGUGGUGUUUGCUUCUCUAGAUGGGGACUUACCAAACCUCCUCAUCAACCUUCCAAAAAUAUGAGGCAGAAACUCCCAUAGAGGUAAUGCUCUUCUGGCUUAACAAUAUUCCUUACAAAAUAUGAAUAUGGUAAAAGCAUAGCAAAGUGUAGUAAAGCAUAGUAAAUGUAUUGUGAGAGCAUGGUAAAGCAUUGGCAGGCAAUUGAAAUUACAGAGCAGCAUGGUACAGUUUAAACCAUGGUAAAGUCAAUUAAAUGCAUAGUAUACUGUAAGCAUGGGGGAAGCAUGGGGACCUUUAAAAUUACUGUGCAAAUUUACCAUGGCAAAUGUUAAGGGACAAUGCAAUAAAGACACUGACCCACACCUGUCAAGUGUACAGUUAGCCACUUACAAAUGUAUACAUGUGUGGUGAUGUUGUACAAUGCCACCUUCCAAAAGCACACAGAAUUGAGAGCUUAAAUAUUUUCUAUCCUGGACCUGCUACAGAUACUCCUGAGGUGGUCAUAAAUAAUGUACAAUAGAUUAUUCCAUGAGCAUCUGACUGUCUGAUAUUCCCAAAUCUUUCAGUCUGUGGAACUUGACUAGGUUAUAGAUACCAGUCACUGCCCUGACUUAAAUUAGCACCUGUUGUGGGACAGGAUUUUAACAACACACUUGGUUACCCCAACUGUAAAUGAUCAGUAAUAGUCCUUGAUAUAUUAGAAACUAGAGCCAGUGCCAUAAAUACUUCUUGGUUAAUUGCAGAAGUGUGGGGGGCCAACAUGGAAUGGAUUGUACUUUUUUUAAUACUAGUCUGUGGCUCUUCUGCUUUUAAAAUAGGGUUGCCUUCUGUUAGCUGUGAAAGUACAUGUAUCUUUAAAUACUGUUUGAGAGGAAUCAUGAUACAGUAUGAGCUCUUUUGUCUCCCUUGCUGCCAACUAUCUAAUAACUUCUGAGACUAAGCUAUGUAUCAUGAGAGACCUAACCCUGCUUUCAUCUUGUGAAUCACCUACUGUGACAUUGUACCAUACUAUGACUUAAAAAAAAAAAAUCAUUUUUCAUUCUUGGUGUUUCUGAGGUUAUUUGUUGAUUUUGUGUUUUUAUUACCCGCGCAAAGCAUUAGUGGUCCUGCGUCUUUGCACACCUUACUCUACAGCCAGUUGUGAUGCCAAUUCACCAGCAUUUUAAAUUUGCACUGCAAUAUAGUUUUUUUGUGAAUUGUACUCUGCUGGACCGACAGUGCUUUGCUCGAGUCUCUUGAAAUUGGAAACAAUGGUCAUUUUCAGUGAGAGCAAAGCCAUAGAGAGAAGUUGUACUUUUUUGAUCAAUUGUUUCAAUUGAUCACAUAUGUCAAUAUUGCAGUGUAAUAAGACUCUUUGAAAAAUCUAACUUUGGCCAAUUCAUUGGUCUAAACAAGAAACAGUACAACUGAUUUUUUUUUAUGUCAUUCCUUAAAGAGUUAUGUUAAGAGGAAUAGAUAAGCAUGGUCUUCUUCUAACAUUUCUACGAUUUGCUGGGGUUUCCUACUAAAGCAUGAUAUACUGUAAUGAUCUAUGAGAAAACCUAUUAAGAUUACAUUUUUAUUUUUUAUUUUUUUAUAUAAGAGUGGCCAGGUCAAGAGGCAACCAGGUUACAGGAUAUUAAAAACAUUGCAGUCACAAAGCAAUUGCGCUCACUUUUGUUCAGUUACCCCAUAAGCUUUUCUGAAAGAGGAAUCGCAGUGAUCUUAACUUUCAUGUUACAGAAACUGUUUAGGGAUGUGCAUACAUUCAGUUUUUAUUACACUUGCAAGGCGUUCUGCAAAGUUCAAUACUUGUCAUCCGAGGGAAAGUUUAUAGACUGGGUUCAUUUAUUAUGAUUGCCUAUCAAAGGUUAUGGUACAUUAAAGCCUUGGGGAGACCUAGCAAGGGCAGAUGUAGCACAAACUCCAGCCAUAGCAAGUUAAGAAUGUAUAUGUAGGGUGGGUCUGUUACAUUUCUUAGUAUUUUGUGCUAUUUCCUGCAUAGGUGGUACUCAACUCUGGCCCUUGAGAUCUAUUCCAGUCCUUGUCUUUAUCCCAAACAUUUCCUAAAUUCGUUAAUUGCCACUUAUGAGCUUCAAUUAACUACAUUAGAACCUGCUUGGAGUAAAAACCUGGACUGGAUUAGAUCUCGAGGGCCAGAGUUGAUUACCGCUAGACUAGACCUUUCCUGUGUAAUCUGGAAGUUUAUUUAAAUUAUAUACUGUAUAUCUCUGUCUAUCUAGAUUUUUGGAAUGCAGUUACUUCAGCUAAAAUGACAAAACAUUUGAAAGUGAGGACAGUGGUUUUAAUCAGUUUGAACUAUUUUCUGAUUUGGACUUGGUUUAGAAUGUUACACAUUGUGUGUUUUAUUGUUUUGGUUGCCCAUGACCGUAAUCUUUUUUAAGAAUGCAGGGGAUCAUCAAAGGCAUAACUUAACUCUAUGGCUCUGGCUCUUCUUUUUUCUUUAAUAAUUACAAGAAUCAUUGCCUGCCACAUGCUUACAGUAAUAUACUGUGAGGGAAGACACAAACUGUGUGGUAUGUUACACACAGAUCAACAUGAUUCCGUGGAUAACGAGAAAUAAAAUUGUUAAGCAUAGCUUGAAUUACUCUUAACACAUGUAUAGGCCCUUUUUAAUACAUUUUCUACACAAUAAUAAAAUAUUCAAAUUGUCUGA
Molecule: messenger RNA, 17796 nt
Organism: Acipenser ruthenus (sterlet)
Lineage: Eukaryota; Metazoa; Chordata; Actinopteri; Acipenseriformes; Acipenseridae
Product: tenascin-R-like
Exons: 22
Coding region: 9160-13227 (1355 amino acids)
Molecular function (GO): protein binding
Source: RefSeq, a predicted model, not a curated record